Molecule: messenger RNA, 6476 nt
Organism: Cloeon dipterum
Lineage: Eukaryota; Metazoa; Arthropoda; Insecta; Ephemeroptera; Baetidae
Gene: Snoo
Product: Sno oncogene
Exons: 6
Coding region: 155-2026 (623 amino acids)
Biological process (GO): negative regulation of BMP signaling pathway
Cellular component (GO): nucleus
Molecular function (GO): SMAD binding; DNA-binding transcription factor activity, RNA polymerase II-specific; RNA polymerase II cis-regulatory region sequence-specific DNA binding
Source: RefSeq, a predicted model, not a curated record
CAGACAUGUUGAGCCCAGCGAACAGCGCUCACGUGAACGAGUGUGAUGCCGGUGUGGAAUAGUGUGCGUUGUCGCUAGUGAAGAAGCAGUAGUGCAGGCAGGCAGGAAGCAGCAGGGUCAGGGUUAGGCAGGCACGGAAGGGACAGAGCAAAGGAUGAUGGAGGCUGUGGUGAGCAACGGGCUGGACAGCCAGCAGCAGAAACGCAUGUACAGCCCGCACCUGAAGAAGGUGCUGAAGACGUACCAGCUGACGGCGCAGCGCAGCCUCAAGGGGCCGGCCGGCGUGGACAGCAAGGUGGAGGUGAAGGCCGGGGGCUCGUCGCCGCCGCCGCCGCCCACGCAGCAGCCUCCGCCCGUCUUCUACACGCAGGACCGGCCCAACAGCUCGGAACUGCUGGAGACUGUGCUCAGGGGCGCCAGCAUCUCGUGCUUCAACGUGGGCGGCGAGCUGCGGCUGUGUCUUCCGCAGGUAAUCAACUCGGUGCUGCACGGCUUCCAGCCCAACAUCAUCUACGUGCACUGCGACGAGCUGAUGAUCCACUGCAGCCGCUGCUCGCCGGAGCAACUAGACGUGCUGAAAAGAGACAAAAAACUUCCGGACACUGCCGUCUCGUGCGGUCUGAUCACGCAGACGGAUGCCGAGCGGCUCUCGGGCGCGCUGCUCAAUACGCAGGCCAUGCCGUGCAAGGUGGCCGCGUCGGCCGCCGACUCGGUCAUCAGGGUGUACCACGAGUGCUUCGGCGUGUGCCACGGCCUGCUCACGCCCGCACUUUUCGACCACGACGAGUCCGAGUGCGUCGAGUGUUGCGACUGCAGACGCCUCUUCAGUCCGCAGCACUUUGUCACGCACGUGCACGUCGACCUGGAGAACCGCACGUGCCAUUGGGGUUUCGACUCGGCCAAGUGGCGUGCCUACCUUCUGCUCGACGAGGACCAGCCCGACGCCAAACGCCUCAAGGACGUGCUUGUCCAACUCAAGCAGCGUCCAGUCAUCAAAUACAAGCCGCCCAAGCGCAAACAGGUAUGCCUGCCACCGCGAUAUUCCCCGGUUGAAGUCAAGUCUGCUCCAUCGUCGCCUUAUUCAGAGUAUGAGGAUCAGAUCAAAAUCGAGGCGCCACCGUUGGCCAUGGUGAAUGGCAAGCGGCAGCGGCUACACUACGAUGGCUACAUGCUGCCCAUGGACCCGCAGCACAUUUUCCCCAGCGGGCCGCCGCCAUACUCCUUCCACGACCCCAUCAACUUCUGGGUGCAUAAUGACAUGGUCGCCCGCAUGGCCGCUCCCUUCCGCCACUGGCCCAUCGUGGCGGCCGCCUCCAAGGAGGCCUUUAAGAUGCACAGAGAUCCGAUGCCCUUUUCGUUAUUGAGUCACGCAGCGCCGAUUCUGACGAAUCCCAGCAGAGUUGUGCCUUUUUCAGAGUCUGACCGGUUCGAGUCGCAACCGAACGUGGCUCUGGCGCCAUUGUCCCAGUCAUUACAGAGGUCGUCCACGCAGGUGAAAAGCGCGUCGCUAGGAAAAGAGCCGAAACCUAUUGAAAAAAUCGUGCAGCGGCCCUCCUCCACCACAGCACCUGUCCACUCGUACAACCCGGAGAUUGAGCUGUCCACGGACACGGAGGACAGCGACUCGGCGCCCGGCACGAGCGGCGUGGUCAUCGUCACGGCUGUCGACGAGGAAACCAAGCUGCUGAGCAGUUUGGCCCGCUGCGUGGCUGAUGCGGACGGCGACGCGCGGCGCCUCGGCGAACACGCGCUGCAGGUGCUGCGCGAAGUCACCGCGGGCUUGCGCAACGAGAACCAGAUGCUCAAGAGUAAACUCGACGAGAUCGAGUGCAGAAUGAGUGAGGAGCGGGCUCAGCACGAAAAGGAAAUCGCGGCCAUGAGUCUUGAGCGGCUACGGUCGCCCCAGCACGUCAUUCAGCAUCCGCAUAAUUUGCAGAACGGCUCGGCGCAGCGGACAUCGCCGGCCACCUCAGUCAUAACCUCAUCGUCGGCCAUCGUGAAGAAAGAGCCGCUAAACGUGGAUUGAACUGGCUCUGUUGAACUUUGUUUUGUGCGGAUCGCGCUGCUAGACACUCUUUUACUCUCUUGAGAUAAUAGUACAAACUACAGAUAUAAUUUGAACACUCUUGUUUCCUUUUUUUAUUGUGCUGUGAAGAAGAAUGAUGAAGAACUAAGCUGCAGACGGUUAACUGAUUUCGUCAUAUUUCCUAAUUAGACCGAUCGAAAUGGGAUUAGGGAUUUUUCUCACAUCAUGCACAACCCAGAAUUUUAUCUGUUUCUUCGCCGUGUAAAUAGUGUAAAUAUGUAAUUAACCACCACGCUACUGUAAUCCGCUGUCCUUUCAAACAUAUAAUAUAUGAUCAUUAUAUUAUUGUAAUUGUACGAGAUAAUUUUAUCAAGCAGUUAAGAGUACUGUUGAGAAGGGAGAAAUUUAACAGAGGCAGAAGAGAAGCAACUUAUAACAAACACGUUGAACGAGAUUCCGACACUUGAAUCUCACACACUAUACCGUUGGUUUCGUCCAGAGAGCGCCCAUCGAGCGGAGCUUCCUUCGCAGCGCCGCUCCGCUGGCCAUCUCUCUGGACUUUUUAACGAAUGAUUCACUCUCUCAGGCACCAUAUAUUUACGGUGAAACGGCUAAUUCCGAAACACUUACACACACACACACCCUUGAACCCGUGCAGAGGGAAUUAAUAUAGCUUUUGAACUGGAGCCCCACUUGCGAGUUGCAGCCCGGACUUUCACAGAAGCAUAAAAACAGAUGAAACGACUGAUGAUGUGAUUCCGGGCUGGCGAUUUUUGGGCGUUUUCAAAAUGAUAGACUUUGAAGUGUACAGUUUUUUUAGUAACUCUAAUAUGUGCCAACAUUCUGCUGCUGUUAUUACCUGACUGAUUGAGAAACUUAUUUUAUCCGUUAAAAGUAGAAUGUUGCCGUCAGCGCGCGCGUGGGAGAGAAAAAAAGUGAUUAUUUAAUAUGUGUACAUGACGAUAAUAAUGAUAUGGGAAAUAUCAUCCGGUCAAACAGCCUCUUGAGUUGAAAUAAGAAAGAAGUGUUUUAAAAGACUUAACGGCAGUAUUUUGACACUAGACAAAGUAAGCGAAAAGUGUUUGUAAAUAGCCAAAAAUUUAUUCUGGCAGCUCUUUAUAUUGCGACAAGGAGAUAAUACAAACGAGCUCUCAGGGUUUCUUUUUAACUGAUGAAACAAAUGAAUUGUAAUAGAUGAAAAGCCAGUUUGUCACUGCCAAACAGUUCUGACGACGAAUAAAACGCGAUUAUGACACAGAGCAUAUAAAAACACACACACACAAUUCUAGCGGAGGAAAAUCGAAGCAAAGGAUUUCCGACAAGCAUCACGUUUAAAACAUGAAAGGAAUAAUACAAAUCGUAGCAGUUUGGUACAGAAAGAGUUUUCCAAGUUUGCAGGCCUUGUCUUUAAGAAACUAACGUACCAGUAAUAAUUUCGACUGAGCAAACACAAACUCUCACGCAAACCACCUUCCCCUUUGUCUCUGUUGUCAUUUGAAAAUUUAUAUUUUUGCUUUGUGCGGCAACGCAUUCGUGUAUAUUCAUUGUCUUUGACACAUUUGUCGUUUUGUAGACAUUUUUCGGAAUUUUCAAGGCUAUUACAAACAAGCUUGAUUUUGGGUACAUCAGCUCGCUGAUGAACUUUAUUUUAAUUCUCCUCCAAGCCUUGAUUUCUCGUCUUGUGGUGACGAAUAAUGAAAACGAUAUGUUUUAAUUGAAUGUCUUUGUCCUCCAAUGCAGUACCUGAUAAUUUACAGACGACGUGUAAUGGAUAUUUGUCUCCUGCUACAUGCACGCACGCACUCACUCACUCACACACAUACACUCACAAACACACAGUUUGGAUCUUUAGAUGACAAAAACAAAAAUGAAAUUAUAUAGCAAAGCGCAGAGUUUGUCGAUCACUUUUAAAAAAAGGGGGAAGUUAAAUUUUGUUAUGAACAAGAGGCCGUCUCAAAAGAAUAGACACUUGCAAGUGUAAUAGUUUUUACUCUCGUUGCAAUUGUAAAUAAAGACGAUUGAAAUUUGCAAAAUCAAACUUCGCGGAUUAGGCUGACUGGCAGGGAUUGCAUUUUACUUCGGAAAAUUGAAAUGCAAUAACGCGCGAGUUGUUUUCGGUCUGAAGACCCUUCCCUUACCAUUAGCCGCCCCUGAGACCCCGUUGUUGAGCCCGCGCCGGGCGGGACGCUGGAUAAAUCGAAUAUGUCACAACUUCUGUGAUUCGCAGACCGUGUUGAUCGUUGAUAAUCUGUUGGUUUAAAAUAAGUGUGAGAACAAUGAUGUUGAUUAUGUGCGUAAAUUUAAACAAAAAAUGAGCUUGAAUCACAAUCGUUGUGCUGUACACUCGAACUGCUAGUAGAUGUCAUGGUGCGAAGUUAAAGAAAAAAGAUGGACAAUUUGAUUUGGGGAAUCUAGCGUGUAGCUCCGGAACCGCCUUAACUUUGGUUUUACACGGCUCAACGGAAGGAAAUUUGAAAAUUUGAUGAUCCACACAUUGUUCUAGAGUGAUAAAAUUCAACUUUACCGCGCAGCUCUUUAGAACGGACUCACACUCUCGAUUAUGUAGGAAAAACUAACAAACACGCGACUUUGAAAAGGGUUUCGAGAGAGACACGCACUACUUGUGAAAAUCUUUCAUUGAGCUGGUUUCAUGGAAUCCAAAAAUAUAAAAUAAACGGCAUGUAAAUUCGUUCUUUUUAUAUAAUUGUAAACAAUGUGGUACAUAUGCGUUGUAAAAAUUGUGCAAAUCGUGCUCGCGAUGAGCGUUGCGUUUAUUUCCGAAAGGAGCUAUUAAAAUCUGUUCUAGCUGAGAGGGGAACGCAAUUAAUGUAGCAAUUAAUAGAGGAAAACUUGCCUACUCGAGGACACGUGGAAAGAAAGCAAGAAAGAAUGCUAGAGUGUAGUAGUUUCUUGGCGGAUGGAUCCGAAUCGGCACGCCAGAGACGAUGGACGGUGUGAUUAUUUCUAUUUGAAAAAAUCGUAUAUUACAAUAUUUAAAGGUAAACCAUUAUAUUCAAGAAAACACACACUGUGAAAAAGAAAAUCAUGACAAGGUAAUGUUACAUUAGAUGCAAUUGGUAGCGUGAAUUUACGAAAACAAAAAUAUGUAUGUUGUCAUUAAGUGUUGCAAUUACUGUACUGGAAGCGCUGCUGGGAAAGGCGAAUGUGUUUUUUCGAAGCGGAAACAAAGAGAGAAACAGCUCAAUAACCCAUCGAUCCCUGUGCACUUUUUCCAUACACACACACACACUCACUCUCACGCAAAAGGCAAUUUUCCUGCUAAACUUUCUGCCACCUCAGACUCCGCGCGAGAUCAGCUAGUUGCGAACUUGGGAGGGAACUAAAAAUUCAAGCCCCGCGUGCCUACCGGGAGUGCAAAAAAACGAGUCUGACGCUUUCAAUGCCAAUGAAUUCUCUUCCACUUGUUGGUUACUAAAAGUUACCCGCAUUUUACCUGUAAAGAAAUUAUGUAUCAGCACACUUCACUCGUGAAUCCUAGUAGGUAAAGCCACCAACCCAGAGUAGAAGUACAAUCAUUCUCAAUAUUGUUAUGUAGUUACGAACGACGAGAACAAAAUCUUUUCAAUGACACACACACACGCGCGCGUAGGCCUAAGUUCUGUGUAAUAUCAGUUGUUGUUGAACGGGGGCAUAAGUGCUGAGAAAAGAGACAAUUAAGAGACAAUUGUUGCCUUUUCUUCAUCUCCCACAUCCACUCGCGACUUUUAAACAUUUUACAAGAUAUGUAUGAUUUAAUUCACAACUUUCAGGAAUUUAUUGCCAUCGUUUAUGUUUUGUUGUUAAUAUACCAUAUUUCACAACGUUUUUAACUCUGCCGAAGCCAUUUUAACUCACACGCGAAGUGUAAUAUAAUAGAAUUGUUGCAUGGGUUUUAGAAAAACGCAAAUCAAGUACAAAGCACCUCUUCUUGUAAUAGAAAGCUGAAAUAAAAAUAAUAAUUCUGUCACGAUAUCGACUUACUGUCUUUACUUAAUUAGCUUAAAUUGUUUCGCUAGUCGAAAGCAAGUUCGUUUUUUUGCAUUUGUUCACAUUUUUUGGUUUGGCAGCUGCUAAUAAUUAAUUUAUUCUUUGCCAUAUGAACAAAAUGGUGUUGUCGGUCUUGAGACAAAAUAAGAAAUGUUGCGGACACGCGAAUCGCCUCUCUUCACCGCUUUUCACACUAGUGUGUACGCUAAACACGCGCUGAGCAAAUGUACGUGGCUGAUUGAAAACAGAAUACUAGCCGAUGUUGGGAUUUUAUUCCUUCUAUUGUUUCACGAAAGAAGUGCAAUUGUCAUUUUAAAUACCAAUUUUGACACUACACACUCAUUACGCCACCAGUUGAUGAUAAAACGGUUAAAAACAAGUGUAAUUUCUUCAAAUGCACACGUCGUAUUAAUAAUUAUUAUAAAGUGAUUAAUAAAUUGCAUCUAAGUCAAAAAACGAAAAA